AAUUCUUCUGUUCCUGAUUUGCGUCGUAAGUUGGUUUCUCUGUUGGCAUUGACCGAUCGGCCGAGUGUUCGUCUCGCUGGAUUGGAUUUUCCGGUGCGUUCUUGAGAGAUCAAAUGGCGGACGAGAAGUUCAACCGGAAAAAUCCGGCGGUGAAGAGGAUUUUGCAGGAGGUGAAGGAGAUGCAAUCGAAUCCGUCCGAUGAUUUCAUGUCUCUUCCCCUCGAGGAUAAUAUCUUCGAAUGGCAAUUUGCAAUCCGGGGCCCUCGAGACACUGAAUUCGAAGGUGGGAUAUAUCAUGGGAGGAUCCAGUUGCCUGCAGAAUAUCCUUUUAAACCUCCAUCUUUCAUGUUGUUAACGCCCAAUGGUCGUUUUGAGACGAACACCAAGAUUUGCUUGAGCAUAUCGAAUUACCAUCCUGAGCAUUGGCAACCAUCAUGGAGCGUUCGGACGGCUUUGGUGGCUCUAAUUGCAUUCAUGCCUACAAGCCCCAAUGGAGCGUUGGGGUCAUUGGAUUACCCAAAGGAGGAUAGACGUUUACUUGCCAUCAAAUCACGCGAGGCAUCGCCUAAGUACGGCUCUGAUGAACGUCAGAAACUUAUUGACGAGAUUCAUGAGUACAUGCUUAGCAAGGCAGAUGUGGUUCCUCCCAAACCUAACCAUGUCGAAGGUCAUGAAGCACUGUCCGUAGAUUCAGAUGCUCAGUCCGAAACCAAGUCACGUGAUGCUCCAUCCUCAUCUGAAGGUGGUCAAAUCACGGAAGAAGAGGAGGCAGCUGAGGUUGUGGGAAUAAAUGGUGGUCCCUCCAUCGCCCAUGUGGCGGUGGCCGAAGCUUCUGAAAGAGGUCAGCCACGCCAGCAGAUGGUUCAGAGGCCAGCGGAUGAGAGGAUGUUCACGUGGGCUGCGGUCGGACUGACCAUCGCAAUCGCGGUUCUGCUACUGAAGAAGUUCAUCAGAUCAAGCGGAUACGGUGCCGUGUUUAUGGAUGAGUCCUGAAAUCUGAUGCUUUCUACCGUUGUUGAUCCAUGGGCCGGUCAAGGUACUACAUUUAUCUAUAAAAUCUACUUGAAACUCAUUGCUUAAUUGGGUUAUAUGUUUCUGUGUGUAUGUAUAUAUCUAAGUAGUGAAUUUGGGUAAAUAAUUUGUGUUGACCUAAGUCAUUUGUAAGGGGUUAAACCCCACCCACUAUGUUAUCAUUAUGUUCCCUUCUUGGAAUUGCGCCUUUUUUUUUGGUAUUGUGGACCGAACCUUAUUCCUUUUCUUGGCGAUUGGACCUUUUGAUUUCUCAAAUUUCUUCUUAAGCUCAACGAGCUC
Molecule: messenger RNA, 1310 nt
Organism: Tarenaya hassleriana
Lineage: Eukaryota; Viridiplantae; Streptophyta; Magnoliopsida; Brassicales; Cleomaceae
Product: ubiquitin-conjugating enzyme E2 32
Exons: 5
Coding region: 114-992 (292 amino acids)
Source: RefSeq, a predicted model, not a curated record